Megalops cyprinoides (Indo-Pacific tarpon) is the source of this 3867-nucleotide messenger RNA. It is a transcript of the gene reps1, whose product is annotated as RALBP1 associated Eps domain containing 1. Gene Ontology annotation, cellular component: cytoplasm; plasma membrane. The coding region runs from base 145 to 2523 and encodes 792 amino acids. Gene Ontology annotation, biological process: endosomal transport; endocytosis. The transcript is spliced from 20 exons. Gene Ontology annotation, molecular function: calcium ion binding; protein binding. The record is from RefSeq and is a predicted model, not a curated record. Lineage: Eukaryota; Metazoa; Chordata; Actinopteri; Elopiformes; Megalopidae.
UAGCACGCUAAGCUAGUUAGCCAGCUAGCAACGUCGUUUAUUUCGCUUGGGGUUGUCAGUUCUGUAAUUGUGUUAGCUAUCUAGCUAACUGGAUAGUUAGCUAGCUUGCUGUUAAGCUGGCUAGCGUUUAUAUCCUGUGCUACAAUGGAAAGUUUAACCUUAAGUGAUGUAGAGCAGAAAUAUUACUCGGAUUUAUUUGUCUACUGCGACACGGAUAACACCAAGAAAGUGGCAUCCAACGGCAGAGUUCUUGACCUUUUCCGAGCGGCCCAGCUACCUAACGAGGUGGUCCUUCAGAUCACUGAGCUUUGUGGUGCCACUCGUCUUGGAUAUUUUGGACGGAGUCAGUUCUACAUUGCGCUGAAGCUCAUUGCUGUUGCACAGUCUGGAUUGCCACUUCGAGCAGAAAGUUUAAAUAGCGUCAAGGACCUGCCUCUGCCCAGGUUUUUAGUUGGGAAAAAUGAACAGGAAGCCAGACACGCCGCCCUGUACUCUGAAUCGGAAAAUCAGGGGCCUUAUUCUGGAGUAAUCCCUCGUCCUCCAGGCCGCGCCCAGGUCAAGAAGGUGUCGGCACACGAGGUCAUCCAGCCGUGUGCACCUGCGGUGGAGCCUCAGCCUGACACCACAUCUCCAGUGGUCUCCCCCCACCAGUCCCCACCAGCCUCCCCCCACGCCUGGAGAAAGCACAAACGACAGACCAGCGGAGGAAACUCGGAAAGGCAGCCCGUUGUAGCGGCUGCGGUCUGGACACCCUUCGGUGAAGCACAAUCAGGGCCAGUGGCAGGUGAUGGGAUGUGGUCUGCCCGCUCUCCUCCUCCUGUUCAGGAAAGCUGGGUCAGUUUCACAGACACCCCCCCCACCAGCACACUUCCACCAAUGCAUCCCUCGUCAGUCCAGGAGAGCACAACAAUACGCACGGUCGCAUCUGCUGCAACAACAAAUGAAAUCCAAAGGCAAUCCAGCACCUACGAUGACCCCUGGAAAAUCACAGAUGAGCAGAGACAGUAUUACAUCAAUCAGUUCAAGACCAUUCAGCCAGACCUGACUGGGUUCAUUCCUGGUUCUGCAGCAAAGGAGUUUUUCACAAAAUCAAAGCUUCCUAUUCUUGAGCUGUCUCACAUUUGGGAGCUGUCAGAUUUUGACAAAGAUGGUGCAUUAACACUGGAUGAGUUCUGUGCUGCGUUUCAUCUGGUAGUGGCGAGGAAAAAUGGCUAUGACCUUCCGGAAAAACUGCCAGAGAGCUUAAUGCCAAAGCUUAUUGACUUGGAUGACUCAGCAGAAGUCCCAGACCCAGCUCCAGAAGUAGGGUACUCCGGCUCACCCGUGGAGGUGACCCCCAACAAAUCCCCCUCCAUGCCCUCGCUGAACCAGAACUGGCCCGAGCUCAACCAGAGCAAUGAGCAGUGGGAGACCUUUAGCGAGCGCUCCUCCAGCUCACAAACUCUGACCCAAUUUGAUUCUAACAUUGCACCAGCUGACCCUGACACCGCGAUAGUGCAUCCUGUCCCUAUCCGCAUGACCCCCAGCAAGAUCCACAUGCAGGAAAUGGAGCUGAAGAGAACAGGAAGUGAUCACACACACCCUACCAGCCCUUUGAUGGCUAAACCUCCUGAGCUCUCUGAGGAGAAUAAGUUACCACCUUCAAUGAAGUUUGUAGCUGCUAACACUGCAGGUGAUGGGUACAGCAGCUCGGAUUCAUUUACUUCAGAUCAAGAACCAAUAGGAGGUGUUGUAACACGACAGAGGUCUCACUCGGGAACGUCUCCUGAAGGGCUGAAGGCAGUAGCCCCUCCGCCGCCCCCUCCCAGACCCACUGCCUCACACUCGCGCUCCUCAUCACUAGACAUGAACAGAAACUUUGCGGCGGUCCCUGCAGGACAGCAGCAGGUUCCAGGUGUGGCCUACCCCCCUGCAGUGCCCCCUCGACCCCAACCCACCCAGGCUGCCGGCCAUCGCACGGUCGAUGGGGAGGGCCUGGCCAGCCACUCCAGCACCUCCCCCCAGCAGAUCCCAGAACAGCCCAACUUCGCCGACUUCAGCCAGUUCCAGGUGUUUGCAGCUGAGCCGCCUUCCGAGGAUGGGGAGAAAUUACCGGAGAGCUCACAGGUGGAGAAGCCCGGUGAGCCUGCAGGGUCUUUGAGAACAGCCAAGCCAGCAGAAGUUCCGGUGGAGGAUCGAGCCGCUGCUGCUGUGAACUCAGCCAAAGGAUCCACACCUCUUGCCCCUCCACCAAAGCCAGUUCGCCGGCGGCUAAAAUCUGAAGACGAGCUGCGGCCGGAGGUGGAGGAACACCCACAGAAGUCCAACGUCAUAGCUGCUGUUCUAGCGACCCAGCCCUCUAUUCCAAGAUCUGUUGGCAAGGACAAAAAAGCUAUCCAAGCGUCUAUCAGAAGAAACAAGGAAACAAAUACAGUUCUGGCAAGGCUCAAUAGCGAAUUACAGCAGCAGUUAAAGGACUUACUAGAAGAGAGGAUAUCUUUGGAAGUGCAACUGGAACAGCUGAGACCCUUUUCACACUUGUAAUCUCAGUGUGUGCCGUGUGUCUGAAAACCCCACCAGCGACAGACCUUCAGUUCGACCCUCCCCCCCACACCAGGACGUAUUGCCCACCUCUAUUUCCACUCUAUCCCUACCCCAGCUGACUGUAUGUGCAAAUGUGCACACCGCCUGUGUGCAGAUUCACCAUUUGGCCAGAGAACCUGUCACUCCUUAGGGUUGGGGUUAACGUGCAACUAACUGAGGCACUUUCAUUUCAAAGAAAUUAAAUUGUAGGUAAACGUUAAUGCCCCUUAUUUUGGCAGUGGUUCUGGAACUAGAUUCUCAAGGCCCCUGUAUGGUGAGUCUUCAGUUGACAGGGGCAGUGAAGUGCAUUGUGGUCACCUGUAGGUGGCACACUUUCACUCAUUAAGCAUGUUGCACAUUAGCUGAACGCUGGGCUGGGGCAGAGAUGGAGGGAGUGGGAGAUGAGCACCCCUCCUGCAGCGUGGUUACAAGUCAUUAUGGGACUGAACUCCUCUCCUGCAGUAACAACUUGGAGGUCUGUUUUUGACGGGCAUCCAGGCACCAUUUACUAACCUCUGCCGGCUAGCAGGGGGCAUCUCCUUUUGUUUUCCCCAGCGGUCUAGAUCGUAACACGAUGACUUGUGUACCUUGUACAGUACUUGACCCAAAACAACUGCAUUCACAUGUCCUUUCUGUUGCGUUUUGUCUUUCUAAUUCCCCACUUCCCUCUCUCUCAAGUGGUACCUGACCUGAAAGGGUGCCACUCCAAACACACGCCUCCCCUUCACCCCCCUUCCCAGCAGAGUACUGUGGAAGAAGAGAAACCUGAAAUUAAAUGACUGCACCGCCUAACACGCCCCCUCCCUUUUUUUUUUCUUGGCACCAUUUUAUUCUGCAUGUUGUUCAUGUUCCUACUGAGUAUAAAACAGCUCUUAAUAAAAACAAACCACUCGAUUUGUAUCUGUGUAUCUUAACUUGUAUCACUUAAUUUGUGUUGUUACCUAAACUUGUAUCGGUCUUUUUGUUUUCAUUCUUUUUUCCUGGAACUUGCUGUGUUUUGGUUUCUUUCACCUGUCCUCUCAGCCACACUCCUGCCGUUCGGGAUCCACUCUACUGUACUCUCCGUGUGUUGAACUGAGGUGAGCCUUUCCCUGCUCUUCAGGUUGAUGUACUGUAUAAGGGGUAUGUUGUAUAUUGUAUGAUACACACCUUUUGAUCUCAUAUGUAAAUUUGCAUUAAUUGCUGACUAACAGCAAAUAUUCUAUUUAAUUGCUUAUAUUAUGGCUGUGGGAUCAUAGAUGUUUAACUGCAUGGAUGUCUCUGCAGAAUGAACUAGCAGCUGUGUGAUUUUUACACAAAAUAAAA